AUGGGGCGUGGCCGGACGUCGAACGGAGAUGGCAGCACAUUGAAAGAGCUCCGCAGUUUUGGGCUCCUAAAAGCGGCUAAAAACUUACAAUUAGGCGGAUUCCCGGACACCAGACACACCAACACGAUGUUUCAACACCGCACUAAAAAAGCUGCAGAAACCAAAGACAAAGCGGCUUUCUUCGCGGCCAGAACGCCGCAACACAAGCACACCGAUACUCACACCCAAGAUGGCGUCGAGUCUGAUCCUGAUGCCGACCACAUGGGCGCACAAGAAUACAGAACGGACACCCUGCUAACUACUCAUCUACUGCAGAAAAUGCUUGAUGCAGCAGUCUCAAAAAUGCAAGUAACAAUCACAUCUGCACUUGCUGACAUAAAGACAGAUAUUACUGUCAUAGACGCAAGGACAUCCCAACUGGAGGGAAAGAUGGAGGAUAUUGACACAGCACACACGGCGAUUGACAACAGACUGAGCGAAAUGGAAAAAAGACUAUCCCUACAUGAGGCUAAGCUUACAGAUGUAGAGGACAGAUCCCACCGACACAACAUCAGACUGCAGGGAGUGCCAGAGGAGGUGGGAACACGACUUAACGGCCUUCACGGUGGAAUUCUUCCGACAUGUCUUACCAGACAUACCAACAGACAUGCUCCUAUUAGAUCGAAUACACCGAAUCCCCAAACCACAACACCUACCGACUGCCACGCCAAGAGACGUGCUCAUGAAGCUCCAUUACUUUCACGUAAAAGACCAGAUACUUCGCGCCCAUAG
Messenger RNA from Pelobates cultripes (western spadefoot toad), 771 nucleotides. Lineage: Eukaryota; Metazoa; Chordata; Amphibia; Anura; Pelobatidae. The record is from the annotation of a GenBank genome assembly.